Messenger RNA from Thyridium curvatum, 1557 nucleotides. RefSeq lists its product as uncharacterized. The transcript has 3 exons. Gene Ontology annotation, cellular component: plasma membrane. Gene Ontology annotation, molecular function: carboxylic acid transmembrane transporter activity. Gene Ontology annotation, biological process: carboxylic acid transport; transmembrane transport. NCBI's taxonomy places the organism in Eukaryota, Fungi, Ascomycota, Sordariomycetes, Thyridiales, Thyridiaceae. The record is from RefSeq and is a predicted model, not a curated record. Bases 1 to 1557 code for a protein of 518 amino acids.
AUGGAGUCUACUCACGAGCCAGCCGAGCCCGUGGCCAAGGGCACCUUCGCCACGGCGAAGCAGUCCUUUGGCGACCUCUUCCGUUGGCGCCAGCGUCGCGAGGUGCUCAAUGCCGACGGCGAGGUGCACACCGAGUGGGCGGUGCCCGUCCCGCUCAAGAACCCUAUCAGCCUCAUGGCCCAGCUGUCGGCCAAGGACUGGGUCUUCUUCAUCGUCGGCUUCACCGCCUGGACCGCCGACGCCUUUGACUUCCACUCGCUGUCCAUCCAGCAGGUCAAGCUCGCCCACUUCUACGGCCGCACUAAGACCGACAUCUCGACCGCUAUCACGCUGACGCUGCUCCUGCGGUCGGUCGGCGCCGCCAUCUUUGGCUUCGCUGGUGACAAGUGGGGUCGCAAGUGGCCCAUGGUGGUCAACAUGGUCGUGCUGGGCCUUCUCCAGAUCGCGACGCUGUAUUGCCCGACCUACGGCGCCUUUUUGGGUGUUCGCGCCCUGUUCGGCCUGUUCAUGGGUGGAGUCUACGGUAACGCCAUCGCCAUGGCCCUCGAGAACAGCCCCGUCGACGCCCGUGGUCUCAUGUCCGGUAUCCUGCAGCAGGGCUACUCCUUCGGCUACGUCCUGGCCGCCUGUGCCAACCUCGGCGUCGGCGGCAGUGACGAGAGCUGGAAGAAGGUCUUCUGGGCCGGCGCUGGCCUGUCCAUCGGUGUCGGCAUCAUCCGCGCGUUCUUCCCCGAGUCGCAGCAGUUCAUCGAGGCCCGCAAGGCCGGAAAGCAGGGCAACAUCGCGUCGCGCUUCUGGGCUGAGACGUGGCAGAUGCUGCGCCAGGAGUGGCGUUUGUGCAUCUACUGCAUCAUCUUGAUGACCUGGUUCAACUUCUACAGCCACACCUCCCAAGACAACUACACCACCUUUAUGGUCACCCAGAAGCAGCUUAACAACUCCGGGGCCAGCCGUGCCAGCAUCAUCAUGAAGGCCGGUGCCUGCGUUGGUGGAACCAUCAUUGGCUACACCUCGCAGUGGUUCGGUCGUCGCCGAACCAUCGUCGUCGCCGCCAUUGUUAGCGCCUGUCUCAUCCCUGCCUGGAUCCUGCCGACGGAAGAGAGAUCGCUCAGCGCCACGGGCUUCUUCAUGCAGUUCUUCGUCCAGGGCGCCUGGGGUGUCAUUCCCAUCCACUUGAACGAGCUGUCUCCCCCGGCCUUCCGGUCAUCCUUCCCCGGUAUCACCUACCAGAUCGGCAACAUGAUCUCGUCCCCGUCGGCCCAGAUCGUCAACGCCAUUGCCGAGAGCCACCUCAUCCGUGCGCCGAACGGAAAGAUGGUCGAGGCCUAUGGUCCCACCAUGGGCAUCGCCACCGCCAUCAUUGCGACGGGUAUCGCCGUGUGGACUGCCCUGGGACCUGAGAAGCGAGGCAGACACUUCGAGAGGUCUAUGCCGGCCGGCAUGAACAUCGGCCACGAGCUCGAGGCCAAGCAGCUGGAUCUUGAGGCUGGUGACAUUGAGGCCAAGAGGGUGGAGAGCGCACAGCAUCUGGAGCAAGACAAGCGCACCGUGGAGUAA